Molecule: messenger RNA, 1213 nt
Organism: Toxoplasma gondii ME49
Lineage: Eukaryota; Apicomplexa; Conoidasida; Eucoccidiorida; Sarcocystidae
Exons: 3
Coding region: 725-1045 (106 amino acids)
Source: RefSeq, a predicted model, not a curated record
GUCCGCCCUGGGAUCUGAAACGUUGCCGUUUGCGAUCGAGCACACUUUGGACGUGCUAUUUGAGAUUUUCAGGCAGCAUGUUCCCAAGACGAGCGCCGCCUUCUUGACCGUCGCUCAACGUGGCCAAUACGAUGGGUGCCCGGUACAUCGGUUCGUCCCUGGAGGGUGGAUUCAAGCCGGUGACGUUGUCGAUGGCAGCGGGGGACACAGCGGUGCUAUAUCGGCCAGCCCAUCACCAGAAAGCUUUCUGGUGACUCAUGACGCUGCAGGUGAGGAUGAGCUACGCUAUUACUCACACGCUCACGUAGAGUCAAUCAAUGAAUCAUGCUGCCCCCUCGCGACUUACUCGCGAUUCAGUUCUAUGCACAAGCUGCAGAGUGGUGGGUUCAUCUCGUUCCACCACGGAAAUUAUAGUCGUAUCAAAAGAUCUGCCUUCGUCAAACGAUUCCGUAGAGGUCUAUUGGAACCAAACGCGAACAUACCAAACUUUCACGAGUACACAGAUUGACAUAAUUAAUCCUUGUACGGUCUGCACCUACUUGACUCCUCAAUUCUAAAAGCCCGCAUUUUACGGCUUGUACCGUUACAUUCGGGAGAGAGAUGUGCAGGCUAUCGUACCACUUAACUACAUUGAUUCAAGGGAAUUUCCCAUGCACACAUCGUACUGAAUUGAGACCACUCACGAGUACUUCUUAGGCGUCCUGAUUCUGCAGCUUCUGGUGUUAUGCUAAAACUCGGGAGCAACCAACGACCACUUGAACAGGAAAACGCAAACCAGAACUGUUGCAAUAGUGGAGAUCGCCAACUGAGUGGAGUUUUGGGCAUGUGCCCAUGUGCAACGGGAGGAACGGGAACACAGUUCUAUGUGAGCCUGAAACCGCUUGCAGCGUUUGACAAGAAGUUCGUUGCCAUCGGUCGUUCGGUCAUGGGAAUGAACGCGCUGUUGCUCCUGCUGCAGCGACAGCUAGUACCUUGUGACGCCAACACUCAAAGACCCGCUGGGGAUGCACUUUUUAUUAAGAAAAUCGACGUUUUCAUCGAUUAAUUACUCGUUUUUUGCCAGACGGGGUCCAUGCUUCCCGCAGUUGCGACGUUGACUCUGCAUGAUCUCUGAAAGUAUGCUCGUGAGACCUGUGUCGGAUGCCCUGACUGCUGUAGAAAAACCAACCAGACGAUCCACCGGAAUAGACCGUGUAUCUCUAAAUAAAACUCU